GCCGGGAGACUUGGAGAAGUGGGAGCCGCUGCAGAGCGCCGCCGGCCCGGCCGCUGAGCCCGUCGCCUCCGCCGCCGCCCCUCUCGCCGCCACCUGCGAUUCCGGACCCCGACUCUCUGUGGCUCGGCCCGCGCGCCCCAGGCCCGACACGGGCGGCGCGGUGGGAGGAUGAGCGGCGGGCGGCGGAAGGAGGAGCCGCCUCAGCCGCAGUUGGCCAACGGGGCCCUCAAAGUGUCCGUGUGGAGCAAAGUGCUGCGGAGCGACGCGGCCUGGGAGGACAAGGAUGAAUUUUUAGAUGUCAUCUACUGGUUCCGGCAGAUCAUUGCUCUGGUCCUGGGUGUCAUUUGGGGAGUGUUGCCAUUGCGAGGUUUCUUGGGAAUUGCAGGAUUCUGCCUGAUCAAUGCAGGAGUCCUGUACCUCUACUUCAGCAACUACCUGCAGAUCGAUGAGGAAGAAUACGGUGGCACAUGGGAGCUCACGAAAGAAGGCUUUAUGACAUCUUUUGCCUUGUUCAUGGUCAUUUGGAUCAUCUUUUACACUGCCAUCCACUAUGACUGAUGGUCUGCAGCCCCCGUCUGCUCCCUGUCCAGUCCAGCACAGAGACAUGGUUAUAGAGGCACUGCAGCCUGCGAAGCCUAGAAGCCCCAGGUUCUCUGGACCAAGAAUCAGUGUUGGGCGUUGCCGUCUUCCGCAAGGGUCAUGACCAGAAACUUUUAAUAGAACCACCUGCCUGUUGGGGAAGCAUCCCUGAAUUGCCAGCCACUGCUUCGUGGAUACCCAUCACUAAACACCCACUUUCAGAUUGGAGCUGGUGGUUUAUUUUAAUGCGUCUCUGGAUCUGGAUGACACAUUAAAUUGUCUUCCUAGUGCUCCAUCGGGUGUACAGUUCGUAUAUGAUUAGUGGCAUUUCAAGUCUUCUGAAAACAGCAUGGCAGCCAGUGUCUAUGUGGUCCACAGCAAGUACAAACAGCAUCUUAACAGUUCCCUUUGUAGAAUGUUUUCACACACUUGAAUAAAUCAAAUCUUUGAAAACCUG
Molecule: messenger RNA, 1036 nt
Organism: Echinops telfairi (small Madagascar hedgehog)
Lineage: Eukaryota; Metazoa; Chordata; Mammalia; Afrosoricida; Tenrecidae
Product: respirasome Complex Assembly Factor 1
Exons: 4
Coding region: 169-558 (129 amino acids)
Biological process (GO): mitochondrial respirasome assembly
Source: RefSeq, a predicted model, not a curated record